Messenger RNA from Drosophila busckii, 565 nucleotides. It is a transcript of the gene Lamtor2, whose product is annotated as ragulator complex protein LAMTOR2 homolog. NCBI's taxonomy places the organism in Eukaryota, Metazoa, Arthropoda, Insecta, Diptera, Drosophilidae. Gene Ontology annotation, biological process: cellular response to amino acid stimulus; positive regulation of TOR signaling. Gene Ontology annotation, cellular component: Ragulator complex. The transcript has 2 exons. Gene Ontology annotation, molecular function: molecular adaptor activity; guanyl-nucleotide exchange factor activity. The record is from RefSeq and is a predicted model, not a curated record. The coding region runs from base 96 to 473 and encodes 125 amino acids.
ACAUAAACAUAAAACAAUUGAAGAAUAAGAAGAUAAAAGCUGUUGUUAUUCUCAUAUCCAUCAUAAAACUCAGCAGAUAAGGAAAUUUUAGCAAAAUGCUGAAACCAAAGGCACUAACUCAAGUUCUAAGCCAAGCAAACACAGGCGGUGUCGAAAACACACUUCUGCUGAGCCAGGAGGGUGCACUGCUGGCUUAUUCAGGCUACGGAGAUAAGGAUGCACGCAUUACAGCCGCCAUUGCUAGCAACAUAUGGGCGGCCUAUGAAAAGCAUGGACGCAAUGCUUUUCGUGAAGACCGCUUGAGCUUUGUGCUUGUUGACUGCGAGUCCGGCUAUGUAGCCAUCACACAGGUGGCAAGCGUUUUGUUAUGCCUAUCAGCCAAGGAGCAUGUGGGCUUGGGUAUGCUGAAACAAAAGACUAUGGCGCUGGCAGCAUAUUUGGAGCGGCCGCUGAAACAAAUAUCCACAUCGUAGUGUGAUAAUCUACAAGACCCUCUGUGGUUUCCAUUAGUUUAAGUGCAAUAAAACAAUAGCUUUUGAAAUGGAAAAUAAAAGGUUCAGUUUAU